This is a messenger RNA of Cuscuta campestris, 615 nucleotides long. The record is from the annotation of a GenBank genome assembly. NCBI's taxonomy places the organism in Eukaryota, Viridiplantae, Streptophyta, Magnoliopsida, Solanales, Convolvulaceae.
ACCAUCCCACGCUCCAUAUAUGAUUGAGACUUCCAAACAAAUCAAACACACCCAAAAAUGAAGCCCUCUUUUGCUACACAAAUCUUGUUCAUCAUUCUAUCCUUCCUCACCCUCUCCAUCAUCGCCCAACACUCCGCUCCAAAUCCUACGGAGACGACGAUCGAGGGAGCGUGCGCGCUAACGAGGGCCCCCGAGCGUUGCGCCGCGCUGCUGAGAUCCGACCCUCGGAGCGCGAGCGGGGACAUCCGAACGUUCGGGUUGAUCGUACUCGAGAGAGCUUUGGCCGAGGUGGAAAGAGUGCAUGGCUCGAAAGGGAAGAAGCUGUGCCCGAACAACAAGUGGUAUCGGAGGCUGGUUCCCGACAUCUUAGAGGGUGUCGAGAAGUUGAAGUCGGGGGCUCAGCCGGUGGCUCCUGCGGUGGAUAAGAUGUCAAACGCCGUUGAAGACAUUUUGAGCUGCGGAAGUUUUAAUUCUUCUUCGUCUCGUGAGAGUAGUAGUGGCACGUCCCUUGUGGGCCUUCUUCGAAUUGCUAUGGAUAUUCUAUUAGUUCUUCCUUAAUUGAUAUAAUAGGCUUUAAUUUGAUUUCAUGGUAAAAAAAAAAGGACUUUGAAUUAG